UCCUUGAGGCACUCCUGUUGACUCCUGUAAUGCUAUUUGAACACUCCCAACAAAGAACUUGGCAACACUGGAUAAAGAAAUUGACAUUCAGGAUAUUACCAGGCUAAAGUGUCCCAGUUUGAGUGUAUCUGUUUUUCAGUUUUUGAUGUUUAACUUCGUAGGUGUGAAACAUGUCUGUCACUGUUGUGAAAGACAAAGGAGUGACGAUGAUCACUGUGGUAUCGGACGUGAAGAGCAUGCUUCCCCCACUGUGUCAGAUCCUCAAAGCUCUCUGCUACAGUCCCAGAUGCUGCUCUGUGAGGCCAGGAAUGCUGCAGACAGGCGUGACUGCUGCUCUCGGGGUAAGAAAACUGAAUUAUUUUUAUAUUUGGAUGCUGUUUAUAGACAAAGUGACGGUUCUGUCUGAUGUAUUAACUUUGUAUCUCCACAGACUGUACAGAUCCUGGUGGGCUUGUUCAACCUUGGGCUUGGGCCAGGACGAACAAGCCAGCACCCUAGAGAUUUUGCCGAUUUGGGGGUGGCUUACUGGCUCGGUGGUGUGGUAAGAGGAUGUUUAUUUCCUGGGCAAGCUGACCUGUGAAUGUAGGAAGUAAUAGUCUGGAAAAGUCAACUUAAGCGAGUGGGUCGUAGCAGUAUGGUGUCUCUGCACAAAUCUGAGUAUUCUUGUCUUUUAAAAGAGAAGUAAGGGAAAAGAGUGCUCUCAAAUCAGUCGCAGCCCAUGCUGACAACUAAAAGGUCCAUUUAAACAUUAAAAUAUGAAUUUUUCUGUUCUUUGUAUUUCAGUUCCUGGUCACUGGACUUGUCACAGUUCUUGCUGGCCAGUUUCCCUUUGUCUGUUUGGUGAGUUAAAGCCUUAAGAUGCACUUUUUUAAUAAAUCUAACUUAUCACCAUCAGAGAAAUCAGCCACAGAAGACUCUAAACCUGCCAGAAUUAAAGGUAGUUUAAGGAGUUUUUACUUAUCCUUCAUCGUGACGUGCUUCUUCUCAGGUGGGCUUCACUGUGUUUAUGAACUUGUUGGCAUCCCUCUCCUCUACCAUCGGUAUCGUGAUGUACAGCAUGGACCUGGGAGAAGUCAUUAGCGAUGAUUAUUGUUGGGACGUAGAAGAUAAAGACAGCUGCAUCUACAUGGAGUUUUUUUACAAAGUAAGCAAACUUUUACAGAAUAAAGCUGAUAUAUCGAAAAGUUGUGUAUAUUAUUCAGUGUCAACACAUCCCAUUGAAAAAAUUUGAACAGUGCUAGUCACGAUAGGUUCUCCCAGAUUUGUCAUCUGAGUCUUUUUUUUUAAAACAGUUUUUUUUACAUCUUUAUUUGUAAAACUAAAUAUAAUUUAAAAAUUCAGUUUUAUAUAUAUAUUCAAAAUCCAGCACACAAAAAGUGAAAUAUUUUAAGACGUUAUUUGUUUGAAUCAUAAUGAUUACGACUCACUGAAAUCAAAAGUCAACCAUCUAAAACUUUAGAAUAAUAUAAUUCACCACUGAGCAAUAGUCCAGUCCUCAACAUAAAUCUGAGAAGUUAAAAUUAACAUUGGCUGUUUCCCAGAUAAUUUAUUUGUUUGUACUUUAUACAUUAAACUCAAUGUAUUUUUACUGGAUACAUCUCUACUAACUUUAAUUUAAACUUUGGUAACACUCUAUUUGACACCUAUCUCUAUAACCCAUUAUAAAUAUAUGUAUAAUGCGUUAUAAUCACGUUGUAGCACUGUAUGACUUUAGUUAUAAACACUCAUAAAUUAUCAUAAUGUUUUAUAGCAAUAAUCAAAACACAUUAUAAAGCAUUUUAUCAUGACUCACAAGGUCAAAUAUUAUAACGUGUUAUAACUGUUAACGACUCACUGACAAUGCCCACAUAGAUAAUGUAUUAUACAUAUAUUGAUGAUAUAAUGAUAAAUGAUCAUGAUGCAUUAUACAGUGCUAUAACGUGAUUAUAACACAUUGUACAUAUAUUUAUAAUGCGUUAUAGUGAUAGGCGUCAAGUAAAGUGUUACCCAAACUUUCACUGAUUUUAAACUUUAUCUGAGUCAGAUUUAAUGAUCUUGUUGUUUUGUCUUGUCUUUGUCAGCGCAUGUUGAAAGCAAUGGACAUCACAAUGCUCAUCCUGACUGUCCUGCUGCUGAGUGUCAGCAUCAGUCUGUCUGUUCUGGCCAUCAGAGCUCUCUGCAGGAAGACAGAAAAGGUAUUAACAGAGACACAGCAUGAAAAAGUGGUACCAAAAUAAGCCUUACAAGCACUGGUUUAAUGCAAUGUUAGGGGAAAUAGACUAGCUCAUUCAAAUGGAGCAAUGUAGACACAGAUUUUAUAACGAUGUUGUGUUGCUUUCUAACGAGGAAUACUUCUGUUUCCUGUCAGCAGAGCUUCAGAGAUGUUGAGCCAGAGCUGACGGAAGUCCUCCUGACCAAGCCUGAGCCUUAAUAUUACAACAAAAACACAAAGAUGUUUGAGCUACACAUAAUUUCAGUACUUAAUCAUACAGUAUAUCAGCUUUACAAAUCAACAAAACUGCUUUAAAUCACAAUUACAUGACCAUCAUAUAGAUGCUUUGAUAUCGUUCUUGGACAUGUGUUUUAAAAUGUCAUAUAUCAGCUUUUAAACUGUGAGGAAAUAAAAGGUAAAAAGUCAAACAAAAAACUAAUAGAAAAAAAACAGGAAUGUUGGAUCACAAUAUUUAGACAGUCAAAGAUUUAUCUCUGCGAUUGUUUGAGUGUUCAGCAUUGUGCAACUUUUUAUCAGCAGCAAAAGAAAAAAAAAAGGUAAUUCAUGCUUGAUAUAAAAGUAGUGCCAAACUGUUUGUGAGCAUAAUUUAUUUCUAAGAGUUCAUCAAAUUAUUAUUUUACUGUUUGAAACAACACAAGAUAACAAAAAGUGGUCAUGCAGGCGCCAAAAGCGAUGAGAAAAUUCAUCUUGACAAUAGUGCCAAACUCUAAGAUAUCAAAUUUACUCUAAAAGAAUCAAACUAUCUCUCUAUACCUGCAGGAAACAUUUUUGUCAAAGUUCAUCACUUGAAAAUAAUGAAUCCAAUCGUGCACUUUAUUUUUUCUGCUGGUCUAAGACUUAACCAAGAUUUCUUGCACCAUCAUCUUGUGAAUUUGUUGUUAGCCUUGACGAUGCAACAGUUCCCAAACGUGUUCAACUGUUUGAUGGGGCUUUUAUUUUGAAGAACCUAAACAUGAAAGUUUCAUUUCUGAUUCUGCCAACUAAACAAACUAGCCUGUAAGAGAGAGCGUUUGCACAACCAAGUGUGAUUUCUGAACACAAAAGGAUCUGAGCAUGUGACUUUAUUAUGGAGAGCGGUCUGAGCUGAGACCGUUUAAUGUCCUACUUUAAGAGGUUAUCAUGUUUUAUCAGUCUGAGAGGAGAAAGAUGAGGAGAGGACUCUCAGUGUGACAGGACCUGUGAGACUAAACCUUCUCCUGGGCCUUUAGGACCCUGAUCCUGGUUUCAUUCAAAGAUUUUGUCCUGAUGGUUUCUGCUCUGUGGGAUGAGGAGGCAAACAAAGUGAGUGAUUUCUGGGAAAUGGCCCUCCCACCAGAGAUUAUUUUCCUUUUUCCUUUUUUUUUUUUUUUUUUUUUCAGUAUCAUGUCAACCUGUGACGACUCUGUUAGCCACUAGAUGGUGCUCAUUCUUUUAAAUUCACAUACAGCCUUAUAUUGUACAUCACUUUCUUCACUGAGGGUUUUCUGCUUAUGUAGCCUGUGAACUCUAGAGAUGCUUUUGUGAUGCGUUUUAUGAACAGAUGAAAAUAAAUAUAACUUUACCAUCUUAAUUUUACACAGUAUAAAAAGUGUCUUUAGAUCUUUUAUUCCCAGGAAAAGAAAUAUUAAAACCAAGUUAAGAAAUCGUACAUAGACUUGGCAUUAAUGACAACUUCAGUUUACUAUAUACUUAUUCUUUAAGCUUCACUGCAUAGAAUAAAAACAAUAAGAGGAAUGUACUAAAUUAUAACCUUUGUUGAAGUGCAGUUUAUUUUUUUACUUGUGCAUUUAAUAUUUUUUUGAUGCAAAUUCAACUUUGCACAGCAUUUAUUGAUGAUUUUAUUGCACAAUAACACUUUUUUUUUUUUUUAAUCUUUAAUUCUUUGUAAAUGUGGAUGUUAAUGUUCAACUUGAAGCUCCUGAGAGGAACUUCCUACUCUUGGCGCCCCCUGGGGAAAGAGACUCAUGCAUCUGGUGUGCAUGUGGAAGUUGUGCGUUCUGCCAAAGAAAUAGGAAAAGAAAAAUCCCAUAAUGAUUGCUUUUUUAAAACGGUGAUUUCUAAACCUAUUUGGUGGUCAGCUGCUUGGCCUUUCUUCUAAUAUCAGCAGUGCAUUUUUAUACAAAUAUCCUGAAAAUCUCUGCUUUGAUUAUAUUUAGAUCAGCACUGAAUUAUUCCGUUUUUCAUACAAAAAGUUUCUCCUUAACUGACUUCCACUGGUUUAGCCAGCACUUGUGUCUAUUAGAGGACAAUCUAAAAUUUUAUGGCGCAUAUAAACCCCCUUUCCUCUUGCCCUUAAUAAACUUUGUACCUGUCAUAUCUGGGAAUAAGCUGGAAUAAAAAUAAAUCUAUAUAUUUUUAUUCCUGCCUCAACAUGUACUUUUCCCUCAAAUACAGACUCUUAAUUUCCUUAUAAGUUUUAUAAUUCCAGGAUUUAGACCAUUAAACAUCAGAGCACAACAGAGGCACCUGUCUCUUUUUCUUCACACUAUAAUCCUCUGCUCCCCUCGCAGCAGGUGCGUUGAGUGUACUUGUUGAUUCAUGUCAAAUUCCUGUUGCACAGCGCAGUUACAAACACAGAGAAAGAGGCUUAAGGCAGAGCCACAGGUAUGUCUGUGUUUUCCAUGAAUAAUCGGUCCUGAAUGAUGAGGUGUCACACGUCUGCAGGAUACGGUACAGGUAUCGCUCACAAACUGAUCAACUUAUUCUGACACAAAAACAAGAACUAUAAGCUCAUACUAACUCAUAGUUUGUUAUAAAAGAUAUAUCACACUAUGCAAUCCCUGAUUAAAGCUCCUAUUAGGAGUUUUUUAAAGUUUAUGAAAUGAACUGAAAUUCAUAUUCAUGCUUCUUUACGGUGAUUCAAAGCUAACCCUAAUCUCAGCAACAAGAAUGACAAAUUUCAUACUGUAAUUUUUAACGCCUGAAACUGGUGCAAGAGGGUAGGUGAAAACAUCGUCCUUCAAACUUUUGAAGGUCAAAUUUAUCGAUUUGUGCCCGCUUGUUUGUGGGGGAGCUCUGACGAGUUGAUCACCGAGUGCAGCGGAAAAUUUAUGACUAUUACUUCAUGGGGAUACACAAGAACUCUGAUUGCAUUUCCAAAAAGUAAUAAUCUUAAAUGUUCUUCCUUGAGCUGUGAAACUCCGCUGCACUCGGUGAUCGACUCAUCAGGGCUCCCCCACAAAUGGCUGCUGGAGGAGAGUGGUUGAGUUGUGUUUAGUCUCUUUGCUAAAGAAACCUACAUGUACUGUUGAUGAAGUUAGGUGCUUUUCUGAGCAUUAUUUGUGGCUGUACAGUGGCGUUUUGGUUGAGGUUUGCGCAUGGAGACGUAGACGUACAGUGUCCAGUUGCCGAGUAAAGAGAGCACCAUCAGACCUGUGUUGAUGUAAACAGAGUUUAAAAAGGUGGAGAGGAUGUCUGAAGGCUUUACAUAGUUUCUGGCGGUACUACUGUUUGUUAUCAUAUUGCAAAACACUCACAGCUUGAGCAUUGUUCGAAAGGUAAAAGGUAUGAAAGGAUCUUUAUGAUGCCUCAGGUUACAUUUCGAUGUAAUUACGAGACACUAUCUGUGAUACCACCUCUAGAGCUCCUCAGUGGGAGACUUUUCUUUGACGCACAGUCAUCGAGCAGCGCCACAUAAGCCUGUCGGGUCUUGCCCAGACAUUGGUAUGCGAUGAGGGAGGACACAGGAGCAAAUAAACAAGGGUGGGGAUGGGGACGAUGAGAUGCUGACUGAGGCAUACGCCAACCUUACAACUCAAGAUAGAUGUAGUUUUAAGGAGAAUCUUCACCCGCAAAUUCCUCACGGUUUUAGAGGAGUCAACAGCAGGAGAGCGGUGGUCUCUCUGUGCUCCAGGGUCUUUUCUAAAUACAGUUCAAGGCCAAAGCACGGAAAAUAUGUAAACUCUAACCCUGUCAACAAAAAGAAAAGAACAUGUCGAUGAAAACAAAAACGUGAAGCUACAAGCUUUCACCUGCUGAUAACGCAUAGAAAACAAACGUGCCCACUGCUGCUUAUAGCCAACUUAUGUACUUAGGGGAAUUCCUGCUUUAACAGUUGGAGAAAUACAAACUUAACUAACCAAUUCUUGGCGCCCCCUGUGGACAAAGUGGUACCUUAUAUUUCUUGCUGAUCUUGUCCUCUGAGUACUAAAGUAGUUUUUCCGGGUUAAAAGACUCAUCCUGCUCUUUUUUACGGCCAAACUUGUGAAUAAUGUGAACAAUGGCGCUCCUGAUCUGUUUAAACGGUAUCACCUUGUUUGGCCAAAAACGUCCACUAGUUAUGUGUGUGUAUGUGUGUGUUUGUGAGUGUGUAUCAUGACAGCUCCACACUGGUUUGGCUGAGUUUUCAGAGCCCAGCAUGGAGCAGCACCAGCACACAGUCUGAGUCCUGAGAUCCAGGGUUUCUUGAAGGAUCAGGGGUUUUAUAUUUCCUUAAAGUUGCUCCACAUGCGUGUGUCGUCAAUGGCCUCUUUAUUUAACCAGGAGAACCCCACUGAGAUCAAAAACAUCCCUUUCUAAGAGGCUUUCUAAAAACCUCUAAAAACCUCUUACCUGCAGAUCCAGCCUGGCUCUGCUCUCUUUAGGGUUAUUAAUGUAUUUACCUCAACCUCGAGAAUUGAAGCUGAUGUAGAAGUGCAGUUCCCCAAGUGCCCACUAGAGGCAGGCUGCAGAAGCACCAGACACAACACACACACUCAUUCAAAAAGGCCCAUCUUUACAGCAAAAAUAAACACGUUUAAAACCUGAUUUAAAAAAAAAAGUUUUAUUCUGAAAAACUCAAUCUUCUCUGCACACACUUGUGCACAUGGUGAAUUUUCGUCACAUGUUAAUUUCUAGAACAUUAAGGUUAUGAGUUUGACAAAUCAGAGGCAGUUUGAGAGGAGGUUAAAGGCCUAGAUUCCUCCUUUUUGCAUCAUGGAGAGUCAGCCAAAAGUUUGGUUGUGUCAGUAUUUCCAAUACUGCUACAAACAGGCUUUGUAAUUCUGCUCCAGAGACAAACAGCUGACGUCACUGAGAUCACAGCCAUGUAAGUCAAAAGUCCUUCCUCAAAUUUCCUGCCUCUUGUUGGAUGCCUCAUCCAAGAGAUGUAAAAAUAACUUUUAAAAAAAUAGAAAUGUUAAAAAGUCUUGAUGGUCUUGGCUUCUUUUGUAAGGAAGUAUUUGUGUCGGUGCCUUUGAGGCCGCAGUAGCUAACCCAUAGAGCCGUCCUCCAAAUUAAGUUCAAGGACUCAAACAUCUGCGCUACAUGAGAGCUGAUUAGUGACUGACUAUAUUUAGCUGACUUUGAAGUCUUCCAACAUGAGCGUCCCCAUGAUCCAAACACUGUCCUUAUCUGCCCCUAUGGUUAAAGUGAGCUAGGUUCACGGUGCAUCUCAGAAACCAAGCCCCUCCCCAACCUCAUAUGACCAGCAUCAUCCAGUUCAAGUAUGUAACCGGUUCCUCAUCACCAAAAUGACUCCUGUCUCCAUUAAGAGUGAAUUAAGGCCACGAUGAGGUGGCGAGCGGCAGCACAAUGUAUUCCUGCAAGACGGGCGAAUCUUUUCGAUGCCUCGUGAUGUUUGUCUGCGUUCCUGAGGUCACCUGAUGGGCCGGACUCAAUGCAGGACUGUGUGGCCAAAUCAUAUUCAUGGAAGAGUAAUUCUGGUCUGAUUAAAAGCAUCACUUGUCUUAUUCAACGGUGUACGACGUGUAGUCCCCUUUAACCCACCUGGGCACAGACAAAAACCGGCCUGAGGCAGCUAUGUCAGCCUGACAGAGCUGAAGAUGGUGUGUGACGCUAAAAGAGCAGUUUUAUCAUUAUUUCUACACUUCUAUCAAAGUUCCUGGCAGGUACUCAAGUUAACCAACAGUUAUUUGCUUAAGUUUAGUUUGAAUAUGAUGUUUUUUCAUCGUCUUUGACAUAUCGGCAUUAAGACUCAUAGGCCUACAUCAGCAGCAGCACUAAAAUGUUUUUACCUAAUUUGACUUUAUUCUUACAAUAAUAUAUAUAUUUGAUCAUACAGAAAGCAUCACUCAUAAAUGCAAAAAAUAAAAAAUAUUCAAAAAAUCUACUUUUUGAUUGCUCUUGGGGGCCCCCUACUGGCCACGGGGCCCUAAGCAGGCACUUAGGCUAUGUUCACACUGCAGGUCAAUUCAGAUUUUUUAUUCACAUGUGACACAUAUCUGAUUUUCAUGUAAGUGUGAACAGUGCAAUUCUUAUUCUUUCAAAUCUGACCCAGGCCUCUUUUGUAUGUGGAAAUAAACCGGACAUGUAUCUGUUGUGACUGCAGUGUGGACGCUCAGGUCGCCUCAUCAGACCUAUACAUCAUCAAUAUGCGACAAACGUCACCAUUGUUCGACAACACAAACAGGCGCGGAAAGCAAUUUGUGCUUUGUGGGCAUGCAGGUCACUUCACAGACGCAUUCCGUUCACAUUAGAUGCUGCAUUCGUUGUUGUAAUUUGAACGACCGCACAAAAAGAUCGGAUUUAACAAAAAAUCUGAAUUGUGCAUCAUAACCUGCAGUGUGAACGUAGCCUUAGUUCACUUCUGCCUUGGGCUGGCUCUGUCCCAACCUUUAACCACGAAGUAUUUAGGAUGUGAAGUGUUAAAAUGCAAAUUUUUAAACAGUUUACAUGCUUAGUCUGCAAAAAUUUUUAAAGUCAUGGUUACACAUUUGUCUUCUUUCUUCAGAUAUUAACUCUAAAAACACAGAAUGAUGCUACACUUCCUUGCCAGCACAGCAGUUAGCAGCAAACUGGUGGGCAUGGGUGCAGCCAAAUAUAGCUGCUAGGGGACUUGAGAAUUUGGACAGAAAGUUCCCUCAAGAGUUAGUAAGAGACUGUAGACGUAUAAAAGAGUGGGUAAUAGUCUUAAAAUGUUAAGUGAACACCAGAUGAAUAAUCAGGAUUUUUUAUAGGCAAGCUGCUGCAAGUGUAAACAACCAGAUUUUAGCCAGGUAUACUAAGUAGGUAUUAUAUUUACUGUCAUGGUCGGUCAUUACAACCAGAAAACACCUCUAAGUCUCCCCAUAUUGGCAACACUUGUCAGUUUAGAUCUUUUUCAGACUCUAAGCUUUGUCUGAAUCUUGCUGAUGAAGCAGCAUGUGGGCCUCGGCUCGCUGAGCAUCGAUUCAAGUGGGUCAUUUGCCAGUGGAAAUUUGGAAAGCACUUGUGAGAGAUUUGCUUCGUUAAGAAGAAACUGGGAAAAUCUAAAUUCCUUCUGUCUCAGUUUUGUUCCAUUGGCAAACAGGUAUCUGUCUGUUCUACAUGCCCAGUAUGGUCAUUAUUCAAAGACUGUCUGAGCUCUCUGUAUUAACAUCAUUAUAGGAUUUCUCUCAGCACAUUUCUCUCCUCUGUUCUCCAAACUGUAACUUCAUGCUGUGACCAGUAAUCUUUAAGGCAUACAAGAGAAACCAGUCCCCUGUACCCCGUAUAUUCUUACUGUAAAGAAGAGAUUGUUUCAGUUUUGUCUGAAAUGCUGCUGAAAUUUUGUCGUCCUUGUUGUAAAUUUGACUUAUUUGGCUGUUUUAUGCAGCGUUCAAGUUAACUCGGGAGUCAGAAGUCCAAGCUGGGAAUGACGUCACACCCGAUAUACCAGCAUUUCAGUUACCAAGUCAGAAAAAAAGCAAAAUCGGAGGUGGAAACAAGAUGGCUACAUCUAAGAAAGUUAUUUUAGCACUUGCUGAAUAAUAAGCAAGGACAAGGCAGGCGCUAAAAUAACUUUCGUAGAUGUAGCCAUCUUGUUUCAGGCCUCUGAUUUUGCUUUUUACUGACUUGGUAACUGAAACGCUGGUAACUCAGGUUUGACGUCAUUCCCAGCUCGGACAUCUGACUUCAGAGGUAACUUGAACGCAGCAUUACUCACUUUGACAGGAAAGGUCAGUGGUCAAAUUUGGCGAGGCAUUGUAGAAAUCUAUGUUGUUACAUGAUCAAACAUCAAACCUACUAGCACUUAUAUAUCAACAUCACAAAAGUGUCAUUUCAUCAUGAGGAUGUGGCUUAUAUCCUUUUUUGGCUUUCAUGACUUCUGUCCAUUUAUUUUGAAAUAACACUCGACAUAAAACUACUCAGCGAUGUCUGACCCACUUGUUUUCCUCUGCACUUGUUCCUUUUUAUUGGUUUAUUUUGACCCGUCAUGGUGAUGUACGGCUGCGACAUGUGUCCUCAGAAUGUGCCCAAGAUAGAAAAGCCACAACCACAUAAUUACAGAGCGCUGUGGGUGUUUCCAAACCAGCUCCCCAUUAUAUCCUUUUCCUCUUUUCUUUCUUUUCUCUGAGCCGUUUAUUUCCCAACAGAACAGCUUGGUGUUAACUCAGCAGUGUUGCUCCGUUCUGUGCUCUUCCUCGCUGUUUUUGCUCACAUUUAAGUUGUUCACACCUCUGUGCAGGUGGCAUUUGAUGGGUGUGGUGAAACAACCUCUUACCUGGUUAUGUAAUGUAGUUGUUGUGUCGUAGUACUGGUUUAACUCAGCAGCUGGGAGGGAAACAGAUGAAGAGGUGUCCAUGAUGAAAUGUUUUUAAAAUAUCUCUUUGCUCCUGACACCUUCAUCGGGGAGAAAAACUUCAGUUCAUGUCGGUGUCUUUACUUUUUUUCCACUUCUGAUAAAUUUGACUGAUACUAACAUCUCCCACAAAACAAUGACUGACUGCUCAAAGCUGCAGAAAAAGAAAACUAUAGUUCUUUAACAUGCAAACAUCAGUUCAGAAAGUGUGAAACAUGAAAUUUGUUUGUAGCAUUUAUUACAAUCAUUGCUUUGGAGUUUUCACUCUUGAGAGAUUAACAACCCAAAUAUAUUGUCUGCAAAUGUUACAAAGCAGUGCAACAAAAACAAUCAUUUUACAGUAAAUAUUAGGCUUGUUUUGGUCUGAUAAUAACAUUUACAAAGACACAAACAAGGAAGAGACACAGGCGGAGAACAACAUAUCUUAAAAGGUUAGUGGAGAACCAGUUUGCAGAGCUGACACAUUUUAAACAAUGUAGUGUCCAUGUCAAAGUUAGAUUAAAACUAUUAAAAAAUAAAUCCCAAACCCAAGAUUUACACUUCUAAUUUUAAUUGACUAUAACUUUUGUAUGCAUUAAAGCAUAAACAGGAGUGUCCAAGGAUCAAACCUGGUCCUGAUACAGUUCGGUGACCUUCAUCCUCCCUUUCUACAUUGUCUGUCUCUUUCAAGCUGUCCUAUCCAACAUAGAAAAAACAUCCAAUCAGUGAUCCUAAAAUAAAACAAGUGUGAGAAAAGCUGCAGAUUUUGAGGUGGUGAAAAUAUUCCAGUUUGUGUUGCACAGCAUAGCCAAACAGGUUAAAAGAAAGCAGUUAUGUGAGGAAUCUGUAUGUAAACUCAGUGUUGCUGUCACUUUGCCUAAGCAUAUUCACGGCAGGGUGUGUAAAUUAAGUUUCAGGACUUUCCUUGUGUUAUUUUGUGCACUUUUUUUGCACUAUAACCAGUAAACACGUAAAAUGGGUACCUUUAUAUUUUCAUUACAUAUCUGGAGACACUUUCUCUCAUGGUUUGGAGCCCUGAACUGACCGAGGUCACGGCUUAUCUCCACCAGCAGAGGGUUAUCUCUGCACAACAGCUGAACAUAACAUUGACUAGACCAGCACAUCCUGCAAACUAAACAAAAACACAGGUUUGAGGGUUCAACUGCAGAUCUUGUACCCAAAUUUCCUAUCGACUUUCUCAGUGCAACACUAACUAAUAGAUAGCUGAUAGAUAGCAAAGGAAAAGGAGGUACUAAGACUCAAUAAAGUGACUCUCUCUUGCAUUUUUUUUCAAGAAAUAAACACAGCUGCAUGAAAUCAAACAGUCAUUAUCGCUGGUUUGGUGUUUUUCUCUUUCUCUCUUGGAGGAUGGACACUUCCUCUGCUGCUCUUCGUGAAGUUUCCCCUUUUCUGUUUCGUUCCAAACUUUUUUUUUCUGCAGGUGUCGGAGUGCAGCUGGGAAUCCUCGCACAGAUUGUCAAUCCCAGAGAGGAGAGAGAUAAAUUUGCAAUAACUAGACUUGACUUUAUGCAUCCUUACUCCUAUAAAAAACUAUCAGUAGAAUUUCAAAGAUUUAGAGACUAAUAGAGAGGUGAUACUAAGGCACAUAGUGUGUAAUAUUUGAUAGCUGAGGCCAAGCAGAGAGGCAGUGAUAGACUGUGAUUAUCUGUGUAAAUAUGACGUAUCCGACAAACAUAAGGAGUGACUUUUGUCAGGUGAACACAGUUUUCAGUGUCUGAAACUUCAGGCUGAGUGAACGCAGACGUACAGGGGCUUGUGCUCCUCCCAGUAGUAGAGCUCCUCUGUGAAGCUCCAGGAACAGGCCAGAUCUUUGCUCAUUUUCACCGUGUGGACUAUGCAUUCGCCGGGCAAAAUCUCAAACAGGGUCUCAGCCAGACUCACCACCGAGAGCCUCUUCUGACUCUGGAUCACCUGCUCGAUUCGAUUCCUGUCCACAGGCUCAGGCGAGGAGCUGUACGACACCACGAUGUUCAGUUUCUCAUCUGAUGAGGGGACCUGGAAGCGGCUCUUCCCUGUCGGGCAGUGGAAGACUUUCUUUUUGUUUAACAGGCCUGAAGGAGACCUGAAUAUACGCACAGACCACCCCACCCAGUCAUACUUCUUCUUGAGCUUCUCUAUGAGAGCAUCAGCUAGCUGCUGAUUGGUCAGCUCUGGAUGGUCUCUCACCAGGCGGCGGGAAUCCAGCUCUGCCUGCUUGGGGAAGCUUUCAAUGCAGUCUAAGAUGACAGCAUUCAUUUUCUCCUGGACCACCUUCAUCUUCUCACCCCAGUCUUUCAGAAGUGCAUCCUCUUCAUCGUAUCCCUUCAGAGCGGCGUGGCCCAGCAGAGCGAUCAGCCCGAUACAGAAGAGCUUCUUCAGCCUGGCACAGAAGUCCUCCACCGGCCGGCGACUUUUCUCCUCAUAGUUCAGGGUGAUCUCCAGCACAGAUUCCCCGGAGAAGUUAUCUCCUGUCACCGAGUUGUAGAGCGUGUGAAGGUUUUUGUCCCCGCCACUUUUGCCAAAGUGGUCGAGGAAAAGCUUCUUCUUGACUUCCCUGAACUUUGGCUUGGCGUUGAGGAUGUCCAUGUACUUCCUGAACUGGUUAGUGAUGUUCUCCUCCACGGGGAAAUACACAGCAUCCAACCCGCUCUUCUUGAUCUCAUCGUUGAUCCUCUGGAUCUCCUCCGAGACCACCUCCAGGCGGUCUCGCACCCUCUGAAACUGCUCCUUCAUGUAUGUUGCCUCUUUGCUCUCUACGUUGUCCAGAGCCAGUUUGACGAUCGGAGCUGCGAUGGCGAAGACUGGGAAAAGGUCGCCGGCGAUACUUGCAACCACCUCAGCUCCUUGUUCAAAGACCUCCAUCACAUUUUCCACCAUAUCCUUCUUCUCCGACACAAGCCUCUGUAGCUCUGCCAUCUUUGCUGCUGUGAGUCAGACUGGUCCUGGGAAGGGAAAACAACAACAUACUUAGAAACAGUCGGCAAACACAGAAAGGGAUAGCAGUUUAUUUUUUAGAUUGGGUUGAAUGAGGUACUUGAAGACAUUUAAGGGCUGGAAGUUUUCCAAGUAGAGUGUGGUGUUUGGGUCAGAGUGUCUGAAGAUUAGCUAAACUGUGUGGCAGACCUGAUAUCUUCUGUAGCAGCUGAUAGCCUAGCUUCCUUUCCGGUUCUCCAGCUGGUUUUUCAACAAAGAAGCUGAACAGACCAACGUCCCCUAUGUCCAAUACACUGACGACUGACAAGUACCUCAUAUAUCAUCACUUCAAAAAGACCAAACUACCCCUUGAAGCUAGUAAAACUCUCCUGGAAACAAACUGAAGCUGUAAGAAACUGAUAAUAAUUGUAGCAUCUAUUUUAAUCGUACUGAUGCGACCAAAUGUUUGGGUUUUCUGGUGUACUUACAGUUCUAUUUCAGUGUUGUUGGACUGUGGCCUCCUCCUUCGCUGCUCUUACGACACAGCAAAAACUGAUAAGGAAAGAGAGAAACAGCAGAGUGAGCUUCUUGGCUGAAGGCCACACCCCGUGAGCAAUGAGUCAAACAUGCAGAGGGAAUUCAGCAGUGACAGAGGACUGGACAGGUUAAACUGUCUCUAUGUUACGUCUGUGUGUUUAAUAUUUAAAGGAUAAGGUAAAAAGUGAAGAUGGUGGACUGUAUUAGAAUGGCAAAAGGGAAAUAGGUACUAUUUAUCCCUGACAGCUGCAAGUUUGUUCAGUUUAACAAGAUGUAGCAGCACUUGUUUACAGCUGACAGAGCUAAGACAAGUAAUUAAAACACAAUGUUGAAUAUAUUUCACAUAUUAAUCCCCAUUUUUUAGAUCAAAAUACUGCAAUGCAAGACACAAUCAAUCAUCUGUGCUUGUUUAUUUCAUCUCCAAAGUGAAUUUAAAAUAUCCUCUUAAAUAAGUGUUACUGUGGCCCUGAGUAAGAGUUCAAAGCAGUAAAAGCUAAGUUUUUCCAUGAUACUCAGCGUUUGUUGAUAUGACAGAAAUUACUUCCAGCCUGGUGUUGUAAAAAAACAGAAAGUGCUGGACUUCAAAAUUUUGAUCAAACAUCAACAACUCCUCCUUAAGGUCAGAAAACAGAAAAAAAGUUCACUUUCAGAGCAGACCCUGUUCACUGCCUGGGCAUGUUCAGACAUGUCCUUUUGCAAAACUGGAAAUGUUUAACGUGGAAAUCCAAUUUUGGCACAAAUGUAGCGUACAGUCACCGGCUACACAAACAGAGUCUCAUGCUCAUGAUCUAAGAAGGUAAAGAUCUUUUCAUCAUGUGCUGUCAUCGAGGUUUCUGACCUUUAGAGAGUUGUAAAUAUUCUCGUUUUUAACUUGUGACUGAAUGAAGCUGCAGUGAUGUUUCCCCCUCAGUUAGUUCGGUCAAUAACGGAGCAGAAGGCGUGGGAUGUGAUUAAAGAGAAGAGGUUAAACUUGCUGGGCAAGGGUGCUGUAUUCCAGUGUAUCUCAGCAGGUUACCGUAGCAACAAGACAACGGAAAGUUAUCUGUCAGCUGGUUUGACUCUCUGCUGAGAUCUGCUCUGGGGGGUUUAUCUGACUGCACUGCAGGGAAAUGAAUCCACUUCUCAACCAUCACAGUCUGUGGUUCACCUACGUCCACAGACGUUCAUACAGAAGAGGGAUGUUUACACUGGGAGGUUCCUCUUAUCAUAAUACUACAUAUCUGUAUCUCUAAAAAGUCUAAAAGGAGUAAAAUUGACAUUUUGAGGGGUUCAGUUAUAGCUUAGUGACUGAGAGUUGCUGAAAAUACUUUUUCUGAUUCCUCCACUGACUACCAAGCAACAGUCAAAAUCCUAUUUAGCUUAGCUUAGCUUAGCUUAGCUUAGCGUGACGAGUUCAGACAGGGCCAGUCUGAUAGUCUUCAUGUAACAAAAGUUGGCAACACACACCUCUUAAACUCAAAGUCAGACAUGAAUCUGAUUUUAUUCAGAAAUUUGAGUAACAAUCACACAUUACUGUUUUUUGAGGUUCUCCCCUGCCCUACACUGCAAAAAACUCAGUGUUAAUUCAUGUCAUUACUCAACAAAAAUCUCUUUAACAACUGAUGUGAUGGAAAAGAAGUAAUAUCAACAAGACUUCAUUCAUAGACUUCUGAGCUAAAGCAACAAAGUGCAGACGAUCCCUGCAGGAUGUCGGAUCGUUCACAGUUACUGUAUCUUAUUUAAUUAGACUGUGUUAAAACUGUGAUUCCUGUUUUCUACUGAUGGUCUCUCUCUCUCUCUCUCUCUCUCUCUCUCGCUCUCUCUCAGGCUCCCAGGGGGUGUGUAAAUGCAGACUGAGUGCAUGUAAAGCUCUUUCAGGCUGUUCUGACAGAAAAUAGCUGAAAGAAAUCAAAUUUUCAGACAGCGUUUCAGAGUGUUUUUUGCACUUUCUAUGCACAGGCUUUUUUUCUGGUAAGAGCCCUUGACUCAUUAAACCCUGUAAGCUUCA
Messenger RNA from Xyrichtys novacula (pearly razorfish), 16086 nucleotides. The record is from the annotation of a GenBank genome assembly. NCBI's taxonomy places the organism in Eukaryota, Metazoa, Chordata, Actinopteri, Labriformes, Labridae.